Acinonyx jubatus (cheetah) is the source of this 3544-nucleotide messenger RNA. It is a transcript of the gene SLC35G1, whose product is annotated as solute carrier family 35 member G1. Gene Ontology annotation, biological process: regulation of cytosolic calcium ion concentration; calcium ion export across plasma membrane. Gene Ontology annotation, cellular component: endoplasmic reticulum membrane; plasma membrane. The record is from RefSeq and is a predicted model, not a curated record. The coding region runs from base 99 to 1196 and encodes 365 amino acids. NCBI's taxonomy places the organism in Eukaryota, Metazoa, Chordata, Mammalia, Carnivora, Felidae. The transcript is spliced from 3 exons.
CCCGCCGCCGCCGCCGCUGCCGGCCGGAAGAGCCGGGCAGCGGAGCCGCUACUCCCCGCGCUAGUCGCCGCGGCGCUGGGGAGAGCGCUGGCCGCGCGAUGCGGCCCGUGGACAGUGCCGGGGCGGCGGAGGUGCCAGAGCCCGGGCUACCGCUGACGGACGACGCGCCGCAGGGCGCCAGUGAGGAGCCGGCGGCGGCGGAGGCAGCGGGGACGCCCGGCCCCUGCAGGUGCUGGGUGUGCGGCAACUCGCCGUGCGGCUCGGGUGCGUCGCAGGAAGCCAAGAAGAAAGCACGCUGUCCUGGACUUGGCUUGUUUUAUACAUUAUUAUCUGCCUUCCUUUUCUCAGUGGGCUCUUUAUUUGUUAAAAAAGUGCAAGACGUCCAUGCUGUAGAAAUUAGUGCAUUCCGAUGUGUGUUCCAAAUGCUAGUCGUUAUCCCUUGCUUAAUAUACAGAAAAACCGGAUUCAUAGGCCCCAAAGGUCAACGCAUUUUCCUCCUCCUCAGAGGAGUCCUGGGCUCCACCGCCAUGAUCCUUUUGUACUACGCUUUCCAGGCGACGUCCCUGGCCGACGCCACCGUCAUCACGUUUAGUUCUCCAGUGUUCACGUCCAUAUUUGCUUGGAUAUUUCUCAAGGAGAAGUACAGCCCCUGGGAUGCCCUCUUCACCGCCUUCACGAUCACCGGCGUGAUCCUCAUCGUGAGGCCCCCGUUCCUGUUCGGAGCCAGCGCUGCGGGCACGGACGAGAGCUACUCUGUUCACCUGAAGGGCACGUUCGCAGCAGUGGCGCACGCUGUCUUUGCCGCCGUGACCAUGGUCAUCAUCAGAAAGAUGGGGAAGUCCGUGGACUACUUUCUGAGCAUUUGGUAUUAUGUCGUACUCGGCCUCCUAGAGAGCGUCAUCGUCCUCUUCAUCAUAGGGGAGUGGAGUCUGCCAUACUGCGGAUUGGACAGGCUGUUUCUCAUCCUUAUCGGCCUGUUUGGUUUGGGGGGUCAGGUGUUUCUCACGAAAGCCCUCCAAAUAGAAAAAGCAGGCCCAGUGGCAAUAAUGAGGACGAUGGAUGUGGUCUUUGCUUUCAUCUUCCAGAUUAUUUUCUUUAACGACAUGCCCACGUGGUGGACGGUGGGCGGGGCCCUGUGUGUUGUAGCCAGUAGUACUGGCGCGGCCAUUCGGAAAUGGUGCCAGAGCUCCAAAUGAGGCUGUGGCAGAAGUGCGUUCUUGGUUUUUCUGGGCAUCAUCCCUCAGUGCGGACACACCGCGCACGCACACGCCUGGAAAGCCUGCAUUUCCUUCACUGAUUAUAUUUAAUAAAUUUAAUAAUUAAAGUACCAUUUUUGAAUAUGCUAUGUCUUUAAUUAGCUAAGAGUUAGCCAGUGUGGUCUAGCAAUUACUUUUUUCUCAAUUAUGUUUUGGUUUUGGUUUGGUUUCUUACUUGCUGUUGUUGGGGUGGUGAUGGUAGGAGAUCAGGUCUUUAGUUGAAGAAAAACUGCAAAAUGUUUUAUGACUGGUAUAAAUGUAAUUUUUUAAAGUGUAUCUUUGGUACUGAGGGGAUAUAGGUGGGGAGGAAACUUUAGAUGUUCUUUUAGCAGUGUAAAAGCUAAGAAACUUAUUGAUAAUAAUGCUGCUAUGAUUAGAUUAGGUCGGUAAUUCAUUUGAAACCUAAUUCCAUUUAGUAGGCCAAAGCUGAAACUUGGAAAAGGUGCCUACUUAAUGGUGUUAAUAAUACAAAUGAAUUAGCCUUAUUUUCAAGGCUUUUAUACAUGGUUAUUCUUUUAACACACAUGAGUGCCUUUUCAUUUUGAUGCCAGAAUUUUUAUAUGUAAAGUUUAAAAAGUUUUUAAUCACCAGGUUUGGCUAGAAGUUUUCUGUUUUGGUGGCAUUCACAACUGUAGCUAUCAUUCUGUAAUUUUAAUUGUCCUCUGGUUUUGGUUUUUUUGUGUGUGUGUGAAACUGCACUACGUUUUUCUUAACUUUCUGAGAUUUCAGGUCUUUAAGCCGCAAGAGAGAAAUCUUGGCAAAACCAGUGUGCACAUUUCCAUCCUGAAGUAUUUCCCCCUCACUAGAAAUGUGAUUUUCUAUAAAUUCUUUUUGAAUUUAUAGUGUGAUGCCAAAUACAAUUUUCUCAGGAUUUUAUUAGGUUGAACCAUAUGAAAUUGCCAAGAUUUUACCUUUUUAACUUACAAAAACCAGAGUUCAUUAUGGUUCAUCCUAAUAGAUACCUCCCUUACCCUCUCUACACCAAAUAUUUAGAGGACUUUGGCAUAUAUUUUUUUAAAACAACUUUUUAAAAUGCAGUAAUCUUAUUAAACUUAUUUUUAUAGUCUUUUCCCCUUAUGGAAUUAUAUGUAAUAAUGCUUCAUGUUAUAUGUUAAAUGUAAAGACCUGUGAAUCCAUGGUUGAUUGACUUCUGUAGUGUCUUGAAUAAUAGAGUGUCUUGAAUAAUAAAAAAAAAUCACUGUUAAAUUUUAGUAUAUCACUAUGGUAUUAAAUAUCAAUGCUGCCCCAUGAUACUAACAUCAUGAAUUCAAACAUUUUAUAUCUGGAACUUCAUCAGCCAAUACUCUGCAGUUAAAGAGAGAAUGUAAUAUUUAGGAAAGCUUGGAAGGUUAAUUGGAAAGUAGAGAGUACAUGGGAAUGAUUAUCAUAAUGAAUGCUUUAUUGGUGAGGCUAUAAUGGUCUCCAACUCUUACUGUCCAACCUAGCAUCUGUUACUAUCUUAAGCCUGCAUAUCUGAAAGAUUAUAGGCUCUUUCUCUCCCCUUCAUCACAAUUCUUCCAAAGAAAGAAAGAACUUGGCUUCUGAGGUUUAUGCCUUGGUGAGAAAGGAUCUUUUCCAAUAGUUCCAAGAGGGAAUUUUUGGCUUGCUGAUCUUCCUAAAUGCUUUCCACCUGACAAAUCUUAAAUGAAGUCUACUUUGGGGAAUCAUACUAUCAUUAUAACUUUAGCCUCAUCCACAGUGUUGGAAUUUAGAGUUGCAGGAGCAUUAUCUUGCAAAUAGAUAGUUACAGAAUCAGCAUUUUAGAGCUCAAAGGUUAGAAAUCCUCUUGUAGGAGGAGCCAUGCUGCACAGAUAGGAAUACUGGGGAGGAGGAUCUGCCCGAGAUGGGUUCCCAUGGCCUUCUCCCUUAUUUCCAUGAUAAAGUAUAGAAAGUAAACCACUGCUUGAGUUACCUAAGGUAAAUUAACUCAGGGAACCCUCUCUUGGUUCUUUACCUUGCACAAUAAAACAACUUAUGGGACUUUGAGAGUUAAAUCCCUUUCAGCCUGUACACUAGAGAUGUGUUUUAUUUCAGAAGUGUGGUUUAAGUACUUGAAUGUCACAAUAUAUGGCCAAGGUUGGAGAAAAUGUUUCUUCUCUCAACUUUUACAGGGUGUCAUUCUUAAACACUUUUAUAAUGUCUGACGUAUAUACAAGGAUAUGUAUGUAUUGUAACAAUUACAGGCGUGUGUAUUUUGCAAAGACUGUAGUUUCUAUAUCCUGAAAAUAUUUUCAUAAAUUGUUUUUAUUUUAUAAGUACUAAUAAAGUUAAUAUGAAAGAAGGCUAUA